GAAGACUGGAAGCUGCAGCGCUUGCCGGCGGACCCGAUCCAGCGUCGCACGAGCUUCCAUGCCAUGCUGGACGCCGAGUAUGACCGCCUCGAGAGCGUCUUCCUCGCCCAGCGUCUGCAUGACGCCACCGAGACGUGUACCCACUUGGACGUCACAUGCGACGACGACCAACUCUUGCUCACAAGCACAAUGGUGUGUACGGUCCACGCAGAUAUGCAGCGCGUCGCGAAUGCGCUGUGGGCAAUCUAUUCGCAGGAAGUCCCCGUCGUGCUCGAGUCGGGUGCGCUUCUGGCGCUGCCACGUGUCGAUGAGGCGACGCGCUACACCAAGCUGCUCUUGCGCUACCCCGGCAACUUUGAGCUGCACGGCAACAUGGCCAGUAAGCGCUACGACGAGUCGAGUUCGCGUAUCGCGUUCACCAUGCGCAUCGUGCUUGACGACGAGCUAUACCCGUACCCGCCCGAAGUCUACGUACCCCAAGAGUCAGCUUGGUUUGUCAUCGAGCGGACUGGCGCGAAUACGAGCCGCAUCAAGUACUUUAGCCGUGGCCACGUGCCGUGCAAGAGCUACCGCGAUGCCUCCCGCCACCGCGAUACGGACUUGAGCUUCUCGGCACUGGCCGACCACGUGCUUGCUGGCUAUCGCAGCAACUUGCAGACGAUGCAAACACGAAUCGAACGCCACCUCUUCGAGUCGCUACCCAUUUUUUUUGCUGUGUAACAACAAUAUGUACUACUGCAAUACCCGA
This is a messenger RNA of Saprolegnia diclina VS20, 748 nucleotides long. RefSeq lists its product as hypothetical. Bases 64 to 720 code for a protein of 218 amino acids. The transcript is spliced from 3 exons. The record is from RefSeq and is a predicted model, not a curated record. NCBI's taxonomy places the organism in Eukaryota, Oomycota, Saprolegniomycetes, Saprolegniales, Saprolegniaceae.